AUGUUAAUUACAGAGUUGAAGAUUUUAGCCAAGGUCUUAGCUGACCGUUUGCAGAUUGUCCUCUCUAGUCUGAUUGGUCCCGAGCAGACUUGUGCUGUGAAGGGCAGGACUAUUCAGGACAACCUUCAUUUGGUUCGCUUGAUCAUCGAGAAAGUCGACAGUGAUGCCGCGCUGAUCAAUUUAGAUCAGUCCAAGGCUUUCGAUAGGGUUGACCAUCGGUUUCUGGAGGCUGUUCUUUCGGCCGCCGGUUUCGGGCCGCACUUUCGUACUUGGAUCCGACUGCUGUAUGCGUCCCCCGGUGCGCUGGUAGAAGUGAAUGGGGUAAGAUCGAAACCUUUCAUGUUGUCUCGCUCCUUUCGUCAAGGCUGUCCGCUGUCUCCAUUGCUGUACGCUCUUGCGUUGGAACCUUUCCUGCGUAAGUUGAAGACGAAUCCGGUCCUUCGCGGAAUUUCCUUACCUGGUGCUACCACCUCGGCCAGGUACUUCGCCUAUGCUGAUGACGUUUCGGUUCUGGUGUCGAUCUGUUGGCUUGCGGUUGGGUUCGUGGAAGGGAGUUUCUCUUCCCGGAUCUUUCCUCUGGACGGACGGGCCGGUCAAGAUACUCGGCGUCUGGUUCGGUCCCGACCUCCAGUUGAAAUGAAUUGGUCGGAGGUGCGAGAGAAGGCCGAGCUCGCAGUACGUCUGUGGACUCGGAGGAAUCUUUCCUUGAAGGGGAGGACGGAAGUAUGUGCCUCGCACAUCUACCCGAUUCUCCUUUACCGACUUUCCGUGCUUCCACUCCCGUCUGACACUUUAUUGGCUUUUGUAAGGCUCUUGUUCUCCUUCUUGUGGGGAGGCAAGGCUGCCAUGGUCAGUCGCGAGAUCUGUUACCUCCAUCCCUCUGAUGGCGGUCUGGGGGUGCCUUGCGUUGAGACUCGUCAACAUACGCUUCGCAUUACUUAUCUAGACCGGAUGUGUAUGCAACUGGAUGAGGACGGCGAAUUCUGGAAGGAAGACGCCGGUAAACAUUUUCCAUCCUUGAGAAAUGUGCGCUCGUGUGAGGAGGAGACCGGUCGUACUCCUCGAUGCGAGGGCUCUUUCUAUCGUGAAUGUCGGAUUUCCCUCAAGCGACUCUUACGGGCGAAGGAUGGCCUCUCCGACGUCCAGCCGUUGUCUCGCAUCACUCACCUGGCUGGUGAUUCGAGGAGCCCUCUGGGUCGCCAAAGACUUCGCGCAGCGGGUUUGGCUAAGUCGCCAAACUGCGUUCGCUGCAGUGGGGAGGUGGAGACCAUAGGUCACGCCUUCUUUCAUUGUAGUGUCGUAGUUCCCUUGUGCAAGUUUGUUGAAGAUAUCAUGGUUCGCAUGCUGCGUGGAAAGUUCUUUGUCCUCGAGGCCAGUUCCGUCUGUAGCAAUAUAGUACCGCCGUUGACUAAAGCUGAGCACUAUGUGUUCAUUUGCUUACUCUGGGUUAUGCGAGUCGUGAUAUGGACGACGCGACAGAAGGAAUUUCAUGGGCGCGAGAAGUUUUCCUCUUCCCAACUGAUCUUGUUCUUUAAACAUCAGCUUAAAGUCAAGAUCAGGACGGAAAGGAAGCGACUCCAUCCAUUGGAAUUUGGGGAAAUUUGGGUGAGUCUUGCGCGUCUCUGCAGAGUGAAAGGUGCUGACUUGGAGUGGCAUUUUGAUGCCGGUUAG
Acanthosepion pharaonis is the source of this 1671-nucleotide messenger RNA. NCBI's taxonomy places the organism in Eukaryota, Metazoa, Mollusca, Cephalopoda, Sepiida, Sepiidae. The record is from the annotation of a GenBank genome assembly.